Molecule: messenger RNA, 4937 nt
Organism: Mus caroli (Ryukyu mouse)
Lineage: Eukaryota; Metazoa; Chordata; Mammalia; Rodentia; Muridae
Gene: Abhd13
Product: abhydrolase domain containing 13
Cellular component (GO): membrane
Molecular function (GO): palmitoyl-(protein) hydrolase activity
Source: RefSeq, a predicted model, not a curated record
AGUGUCCCGCGCAUGCGCAGAGGGAUGCACAGGUUGGCUUCGCGCUCCCGGGAGGAAGCCGGAGAACAGGUUAUGUGGGGGCCGGCGGGGGCAUUUGCCAGGGACACCGCGCGCGAGCCGGAAGUGGAGGCUGCGCCAGCUGCGCCCGCCGCGCCGCAGGAGCUCCGGGCUAGACGGUGGCGACGGCGGCCCCUCGGCGGGAGGAGGACGAUGAGGAGCGGCGGGGGCGGCGCGGGGCCUCGCUGCAGCGGGGAACCGGGUUCCGAGCCCGCGGCCGACUGCGCAGCCCGCCCGCGAGCCUGAGAUACCUACGUGGAGCUACCAUGGAAAAAUCCUGGAUGCUGUGGAGCUUCAUUGAAAGAUGGCUACUGGCCUUGGCGUCCUGGUCUUGGGCUCUCUGCCGCAUCUCUCUGUUACCUUUGAUAGUGACUUUUCAUCUGUAUGGCGGCAUUGUCUUACUUUUGUUAAUAUUCGUGUCAAUUGCAGGUAUCUUAUAUAAAUUCCAAGAUGUCUUGCUCUACUUUCCAGAACAGCCAUCUUCUUCCCGCCUUUAUGUUCCCAUGCCCACGGGUAUUCCCCAUGAAAACAUUUUCAUCAGAACCAAAGAUGGAGUGCGCCUGAAUCUGAUCUUGGUGAGAUACACUGGAGACAAUUCCCCCUAUUGCCCGACCAUAAUUUAUUUUCAUGGAAAUGCCGGCAACAUAGGCCACAGGUUACCAAACGCACUGCUUAUGCUGGUGAACCUCAAAGUGAAUCUUGUGCUUGUUGAUUACCGGGGGUAUGGGAAAAGUGAAGGAGAAGCCAGUGAAGAAGGACUGUAUUUGGAUUCUGAAGCUNUACUAGACUAUGUAAUGACGAGACCUGACCUCNAUAAGACAAAGGUUUUCCUUUUUGGCCGCUCCCUGGGAGGAGCAGUGGCCAUUCACUUGGCUUCUGAGAAUUCUCACAGGAUUUCAGCCAUCAUGGUGGAGAACACAUUCCUAAGCAUACCACACAUGGCCAGCACUCUAUUUUCAUUCUUCCCANUGCGUUACCUUCCUUUAUGGUGCUAUAAAAAUAAGUUUCUGUCCUACAGAAAGAUCUCCCAGUGCAGGAUGCCUUCUCUCUUCAUCUCUGGCCUCUCUGACCAGUUGAUUCCACCCGUGAUGAUGAAANAGCUCUACNAGCUCUCUCCAUCNCGGACUAAGAGAUUAGCCAUUUUCCCAGAUGGGACGCACAACGACACAUGGCAGUGCCAAGGCUACUUCACUGCACUAGAACAAUUUAUCAAGGAAGUGAUCAAGAGUCAUUCUCCCGAAGACAUGACAAAAACAUCAUCCAAUGUCACCAUCAUCUGAUGCCAUCCUCUUGAUGGAUGCCUUGGGUUUCAGUGUGUGGAGAAUGAUGUCUUUUCUGGGUGUGUGUUCAUACUGGUCUGCACAGUGACUCUGAGCUUUGAAAGGCCUCAGCACUCCAUUCUGAUGAUCCUGUAACUUUCCAAAUUUUCAAACUGGGCUUCUUAAGAGUGCUUGAUAUUCUCAUCAGAACUCCAGCCUAGUGAAAUACCCUUAACUUUAGUUUAACACGCUGGUUUGAUAGAUGUCAUCCAAAAGGUUCUUGCUGGUUAAGUGGUAUAAUCUAAGUUGUACUCAGAUGGAGAUACAAACAAGAAACCUUCAGGUGUCUGUCUUUCCUUUAGUGAUUAUUGGGACAAUCACGGUUAGCAAGCAAGUGCUGCUGCGUUUUCACAUUAAACAUUAAGAUGAAGUGCAUGGUGGUGUUUUAUUCUUGANUUAUGCAAUGCGGUGUUUUUAAUGUAAAUAACACUGGUCACAUGCCAAUGUAUAUGGUUUCCUGGGUUAUAUCUAUUUUUAUGUAAACUCUAUUUUGUUUCGGUGAGGAAUGAGUGUGAGGCCUGUGGGCAGAUUCCAUGUUCUGCUGCUACUGAGAUCCGGCUUUUUCCUAAUAAUAAACAGGACCUUUUUCCAAUAUAGAUGUACUGUGUUUUUGUUAGGAGCUGUCUGGAUCGUGGCUAGUGAGAUAGGAGGCUAGCAUCUUACUACAGCUUUCUUUGUAUAUUGAACUUUUUAACAUUANUGAUUUUGGUUGCAGACGAAAUUUUAGCCUCUGUCAGUUUGUGAAUCUUCAGCUAAACAGUAACAGCCACAGCAAGGGAUAGAACUAGCUGAUGGUUGAGUGAGGAUAACUCAANACGUGUGCAACAGCCUUAUGCAAUGCUUUCAUCGGAAUGAAGUCCCAGUACCUAGAAUGUGCCUGACCUGACAGAGGCAAGCAUCAUUUAUUGAACUUUUUGGAAGUAAAUUUCAGAAUGAAAGAAAAACAAAAAAGCAAAUAACCAAGUAUGGCUUAAUAUUGCAGUUCUGUGUAAUGGGCUAUAUAACGUCUUAGGGGAAUUUGUCAGGUUUUUUGUCCCAGCCUAUUACACAUGNAGCAAUUAAGGAGCUGUAGGUGGGAAGUUGUGAGCCCUUUAAGCCUGGAAGCAUUUAGUAACCUUCCAGGCAGGAGGUGGAACCUGCCAGCUCCUUUCCCACAGUCCUCACCAGGUAGCUGUGCUUGAGCCCUUGCACACUAAGUCAGCUCCCACCCAUGACUGCAGAUAGCUUGGCUGUAUUAUUGACCUUCCACAGCAGCUAGAGCACAGUGAUAAUGAGUCAGUCGUCUCGACCUUAAUUUACAACUUUCCAGGAACAUAGGGCUAGAAGUACUUUUUGCCAAGUAGCAUUCUUAGCCUUCAUUUUAUGCCAAUGUUUAGAAAACAAUAAUGUAUAGCAAGUAUAAUUUCUAAAGAAUAAUGCUUUUCUAUAAAUUAUUAAUUGUAAAGAGUCUUGUUUUUUAAAGAGUUGGUAACUCGUCGUGGAGGGUGUAUUUUGUAUGUGUAAAUUCACCACAAUUAAAGGCUGCUUUUCAUCUUGUCAAUCUUUGCUAUGUAGAAUGACUGCUGAAUAGUAAUCUGCUGAAAGGGCAAUACGUAGCAACGGACAGGAUGUAGACUUGAGCUGCCAUGGCUUCCUCAGUUAGUUUUUACACUUACAGAGUACUGUGUUGGAGUCCUGUUUUCAUUACUCCCUCGGCCUGGAGGAGUUUACCAAUGUGUUGUAUCAUCCACUGAAAUGGAACAGUUGCUCCUUCCUUGCUGUUUGCUGUUUUCUGUUCAGCUUUUGCUGACUGGGACUUGUGGGGUGGAAGAACAGCAUUCAGUUAUACUACCUUGCUCUCCUAGAGAGAGUACUUCACUUCCGCAGAGACAGCUAUGUUUAAGGAUGUAGAACAUCUCUCAUUACCAGCUAUGUGUUUGAUAUGAUUUCCUUAGAUGAGUAGGAUAGAAAACAAACUCAAACUUUCGAGGGCCGUGAUAGACCCGGGCAUCAUUUCUGCAAGCUCUCAUUUGGUCUCUGAAACAUGACUACUGCAGGAGUCACUCCUUCACUUCAGACUCCUCAUUGGUGGGAAUGGUCAUGGUCUGUCAAUCUCUAACUCAUUGAGAAAUGAGAGAAAUGGAUAAGCUUAGAAAAGUCUUAAAUUCCAUAUUUUAAAGAAUAAUAGAGUGAAACUUAAGAAAAAAGAAUUGUACAGAGAAUACUGCAUACUAAAAGAAGAAUGUAUUUGUUACAGACUAAAGGAAUAGACUAGAAACCACUUGACAGCAGUUCAUGAGGUGGAUGGACAGAAAACUUCAGAACACAAUUUUAGAUCAGAGCCCUAACAUAAGAUGACCCUUGUCAGCCUCAUGUAACUGUCUUAAGGUUUUGACUGUGAUGACACAUCCAUUAAACGUUGCUUUAAAAUGGGUCAUGCAACAACUUAAGUUGGCCGGAUACACUUAUGGAAGGACUAGAGACACUUAAAUGUUGAGACAGAUCAUGGUUCUAGUAACAUCACUGGAGGGAUGGCAUGGGUGUCCCUGAAGUUAACACCUACUGAGGCUUGCCCUUCUGUUAGGCUUGGCUUGGUUGGGAGUAGACCUGAUAGAGAUGAUUAAAGCUAUCUUAGAUAGCUUUCACAUGGGUCACAUAUCAGAUAGCUUGCAUAUCAGAUAUUUACAUUAUAAUUCAUAACAGAAAAAUUAUAUUUAUGAAGUAGCAACAAAUAAUUUUAUGAUUGGAGAGUCACAACAGCAUGAGGGAACUGUAUUGAAGGGUCACAACAUUGGCAAGGUUAAGAACCAUUGCUCUAGGCCAUCAUUGACAUACUUGAGCCCUCUGAUACUCCCUCAAGCCUUUUUCCUAUUGUGUUUGACAAUUAUAUAUUUUAAAGAGAACUACAAAGAAAAAUUAGUCAUAAGUAACUCUUUUGGAAUGUUUACUUAAAUUUAGGUAUUGUCAUGUGACUCAGGUAAAGUUAGAAUUGACACAGAACAGGGGUCUAUUUUUUAGCUUGCUAGAGUAGAAAAUGCAAAACUAUAUUCUCAUUGCAUAUGUACCUCCCUCCCCCUCAUCGGAAGCACUGCUGCCUUGUGUGUUAGGCAGGCAGUCAUCUUAUUCUAGUCAACAUUUGCCAAUGAUACAGAGAUACCUCCAUUUAUAUUUUGUAUUUUAAGAAAGUAGAUUAAAGAUAGGACUGUAUAACCCACACUUUUUGACAAAAAGUGCAAUAUAAACAUAUAGCGGGUGUGUGUGCAACAUCAUAACAAUUUCUGUUGGUACAAGGUGUACUAAAGUUCAUCUUCCAUAUAGGAGCAUUCAGUAUGAAGUAAAUUAGUCCAGUUUCAUAAUCUGAGCCAUAAUUUUGUUAUUGCCAUACUUUCUUUGAAAUAGUAAUAAAAUUUUAUAACUCAAAAUUUAAUGUCCUCUUAACUAUGCGCUACCCAUGGCAAGGAAACAUUGUGGGGUUUUGUGGUUGGUAUUUAGUCCAGACUUUUUUUUCUUUCCCACAUUUCUCUUAAGGUAUACUUUCUAUUUUUCUGUACUGACAUGCAAUAAAUUGAUACAUGAACAGCU